AUGGGUAGAGAAAAUAUAAUCCACUAUCAGAUUGAACAUGAACAUGAGACUGAUCUCACCAAGAAUCAAAAAGAUAUAGAAGAAAUUGAAACUCGUUUCUUAAGAUUACAUCCAGAAGAGAAACCGACUUCAGAACCUACGGGUAGAAAGACUACGGAAAAGAAAGCUCUUUUAAGAUCUCAUUCCAAACAUGAUAACUUCCCCUUUACAUUAGGUAGAGACCUGACUCUCGAAGACUACCUUCACAAUAAUAAAUUUUAUGUGGACUCAAUAAAACAUAAUUAUGCAGAUCAAAUCUUUGAUUUAAACGGGAAGGGUCAAGCUCCGCAUACACUUUGGAUCGGAUGUUCUGAUUCCAGAGCAGGUGAAUCUUGUUUGGCUACUUUACCGGGUGAAGUGUUCACUCAUAGAAAUAUUGCUAAUAUUGUGAAUGCCAAUGACUUAUCAUCUCAAGGUGUUAUUCAAUUUGCUGUUGACGUAUUAAAAGUUAAGAAAAUUAUUGUAUGUGGUCAUACUGAUUGUGGCGGCGUAUGGGCUUCCUUAUCUUCCAAACGUAUUGGAGGUGUAUUAGACUUGUGGUUAAACCCCGUGAGACAUAUUAGAGCUCAGAAUUUGAAGCUUCUUAAUGAAUAUAACCACGAUCCAAAAGCUAAGGCCAAAAAAUUAGCUGAACUUAAUGUGAUUUCUUCUGUUCUCGCCUUGAAAAGACACCCAUCUGCAUCUGCAGCUUUGAAAAAGGGUCAAAUUGAAGUUUGGGGUAUGAUGUACGAUGUUGGUACCGGGUACUUGACACCUGUAGAAAUCCCAACUGAUGAAUUUGAGGACUUGUUUCUUAUUCAUGAUGAUGAACCUGACGAAGAAGACUUCAACCCUCAUUAG
Molecule: messenger RNA, 879 nt
Organism: Lizanozyma spartinae
Lineage: Eukaryota; Fungi; Ascomycota; Pichiomycetes; Serinales; Debaryomycetaceae
Gene: NCE103
Product: carbonate dehydratase
Exons: 1
Coding region: 1-879 (292 amino acids)
Biological process (GO): cellular response to oxidative stress; cellular response to carbon dioxide; carbon utilization
Cellular component (GO): cytoplasm
Molecular function (GO): zinc ion binding; carbonate dehydratase activity
Source: RefSeq, a predicted model, not a curated record